This is a messenger RNA of Eucalyptus grandis, 836 nucleotides long. RefSeq names its product transcription factor MYB114. The record is from RefSeq and is a predicted model, not a curated record. Lineage: Eukaryota; Viridiplantae; Streptophyta; Magnoliopsida; Myrtales; Myrtaceae.
UCAAGAUCAAGUCAUAAGUAACUGAGGGAGAGAGAGAGAGCAAAAAUGGCAAAAGCCACGAACGGUAGAGAGAAUGAGCGGAAGAAAGGGCUGUGGACAGAGGAAGAAGACAAGAUUCUCAUCCACUACGGGGCCAAUGGAAAGGGAAAAUGGAAUACCAUUGCUAAGCGGAUAGGGCUGAGAAGGUGUGGGAAGAGUUGCAGGUUGAGGUGGAUGAAUUAUCUGAGCCCAGAUGUGAAGCGAGAUAGUUUCUCUGAGGAAGAAGAAGACCUCAUCAUUAGGCUCCACAAGCUCCUUGGCAACAGGUGGUCCUUGAUCGCGAAGAGAGUGCCGGGUCGAACCGACAAUCAAGUGAAGAAUUAUUGGAACACUCAUCUGAGCAAAAAGCUAGGCGUUCAAGUGCACAGCGCUCGAUCUAGCACAUCGGCCUCCUCCAGGAGUUUACAACCGUCGAGUACUUCUACAUAUCCAUGUUCCACUUCGUCUCACGACGCGGCCUCCGAAAAGAAACUGGACAAGGACGCGAGACCGGACUGCACGAAAUGGGAUACUAGAGAACCGACCAUUAGAGACCAGUCGACGAGCCACUUUUGGGAUUUCGAGAGCGAGCUCGGUGAGCUCGGGAUGAUGGAGUUCUUGCAGGGGCAGUGUCGCGAUCUAUCUUGGCUUAAUUCAUGAACAAACUCUUAGCGGAUCAUCUCAUUCCCUUUCCCAAUUUCAAAGUGCAAAAAAUAGGAAGAUCCAUCUCAUAUCAAAAUGCCUUAAAAAUGCCCUGCUCACCCAGCAGAGAAUUCUUUGAGUCUUUUGUAACAAGACAUCUUGAAUAAGCUUUGAGG